AAUCACCUUCCAGCUCUCACUAUAAAUACGCGGGCGGUCUGUGUCCUAGAAAUUGAAGCGGUCCUGAUCUCGCAGCCAUGGCUCGUACUAAGCAGACUGCGCGUAAAUCUACCGGUGGCAAAGCUCCACGCAAGCAGCUAGCUACGAAGGCGGCCCGCAAGAGCGCGCCGGCCACCGGCGGGGUGAAGAAGCCGCACCGCUACCGUCCGGGGACCGUGGCGCUGCGCGAGAUUCGCCGCUACCAGAAGUCAACCGAGCUGCUGAUCCGCAAGCUGCCAUUCCAGCGCCUGGUGCGCGAGAUCGCCCAAGAUUUCAAGACCGACCUGCGCUUCCAGAGCUCGGCGGUGAUGGCGCUGCAGGAGGCGAGCGAAGCCUACCUGGUGGGGCUGUUCGAGGACACCAAUCUGUGUGCCAUCCACGCCAAGCGUGUCACCAUCAUGCCUAAGGACAUCCAGCUAGCGCGCCGCAUCCGCGGGGAGCGGGCCUGAGCCCGGGACGCCUCCACUCUCCCACCCAAAGGCUCUUUUCAGAGCCACCCACAAACACCCUGAAGAUCUGUAAUCUGGAUUCAACUUUCUUAGGUGGCGGACCAAGUCUGUAGGCAUUUUACUCGUUGAGACGGUGGGAUAUAAUUGCUCCAAUUUUAACUCCUUAUCACAAUAUUGAGCUUUACAAGAAUCGGACUGUACUCACCUGUGGUUUGUACGGUGCUGCCAGUUUGUUUUUCUACUGCAAAAAUAAUGGCUCCUAAAUGUUGCUUUUAAGUUUCACGUUCCUGUUUGUAGUUCGUGGUGCCUGAAGCGGUUAAAAAGAAUACUACCCAUUUCUGGAGCUAUAUUUAGUUUUGAUCUCUUGUUCACAAGUUGGUCUGCUAAAGUCAAAAUUUGUGGCAAGAAUUGGGUAUCUGCCAUUUGAAAAAGAACUAGCCAUCUGGGUUACCUACAAGCCCUCUGAAAUUGUGUGGGAGACGAUCUGGAGCCAUCCCGGGUGAAUAGAGUUUGGCUGUCUUGCAGGAUGUGCGCACACCUGCAAUCCCAGCAUUCUGGCGGCCAAGGAAGGAGGAUU
Molecule: messenger RNA, 1065 nt
Organism: Fukomys damarensis (Damara mole-rat)
Lineage: Eukaryota; Metazoa; Chordata; Mammalia; Rodentia; Bathyergidae
Product: histone H3
Exons: 1
Coding region: 78-488 (136 amino acids)
Cellular component (GO): nucleosome
Molecular function (GO): protein heterodimerization activity; DNA binding; structural constituent of chromatin
Source: RefSeq, a predicted model, not a curated record